CAUCCUCAGGAUUUCCUGGACAAUCUGGAAAAACAAGAUUGAGAUAUAGAUCUGUCGAUCUCUCUUUCCUCCCUCUGCUCCUCCCUCUGAGCCUCCUCUUUUAACUAAAUAUGCCUGAGACACCUUUUCAGAAAGACUCUCCCUCUGGUGAUCAGAGCCACUCCUAGCAAGUUGAAAGCUCAGGCUCUGUCUUCAAGAUGGACCUCAGUGCUACAAGUCACCGCAUUCCUCUGGGUGAUGGAAACAGCAUUCCCAUCAUCGGACUCGGUACCUAUUCAGAGCCUAAAACGACCCCUAAGGGGAGCUGUGCGACAUCAGUCAAGAUUGCCAUUGACACGGGGUACCGACACAUUGACGGGGCCUACAUCUACCAAAAUGAGCACGAAGUGGGCGAAGCCAUCAGGGAGAAGAUAGCAGAAGGGAAGGUGCGGAGAGAGGAUAUUUUCUACUGUGGGAAGCUGUGGGCUACACACCAAGACCCAGCGAUGGUGCAGCCAACCCUGGAGAGGACACUCAGUAUCCUCAAGCUUGAUUAUGUGGACCUUUACAUCAUUGAAAUACCCAUGGCCUUCAAACCUGGAGAUGAAAUCUAUCCCAGAGAUGAGAAUGGCAAGUGGUUAUACCACAAGACAAAUCUAUGUGCCACAUGGGAGGCUUUGGAAGCUUGCAAAGACGCUGGCCUGGUGAAAUCCCUCGGGGUGUCCAACUUUAACCGCAGGCAGCUGGAGCUCCUCCUGAACAAACCAGGACUCAAGCACAAGCCCGUCUGCAACCAGGUUGAAUGCCAUCCAUAUUUCACCCAGCCAAAACUCCUGAAAUUUUGCCAACAACAUGACAUUGUUAUUGUUGCAUAUAGUCCCUUGGGGACCGCUAGGAAUCCAGACUGGGUGAAUACAUCUCUCCCGCCUUUGUUAAAGGACACACUGCUGAACUCACUGGGCAAAAAGUACAAGAAGACUGCAGCCCAAAUUGUUUUGCGUUUCAACGUUCAGCGAGGGGUGGUUGUCAUUCCUAAAAGCUUUAAUCCUGAAAGGAUCAAAGAGAACUUUCAGAUCUUUGACUUUUCUCUCACUGAAGAAGAAAUGAAGGACAUUGAAGCUUUGAAUAAAAAUGUUCGAUAUGUGGAACUGCUCAUGUGGCGUGACCAUCCAGAAUAUCCAUUCCAUGACGACUACUGACUUCAGGGAAUGUCUGCACAGAUUGUUCCUCCCCCUUAGUGCCCAGACCCUGAGAUGCGUGGUUCCCACAGAGGUGGGCAUGAAACGGGCUGUAUAAUCCUCAGACCAAGUGUUAAUUGAAUCACACUUUUUCCUGAUAUAAGUGACUUUGA
Molecule: messenger RNA, 1330 nt
Organism: Oryctolagus cuniculus (rabbit)
Lineage: Eukaryota; Metazoa; Chordata; Mammalia; Lagomorpha; Leporidae
Product: aldo-keto reductase family 1 member D1
Biological process (GO): bile acid biosynthetic process
Molecular function (GO): Delta4-3-oxosteroid 5beta-reductase activity
Source: RefSeq, a predicted model, not a curated record